AUGACUGCGAUGCGGGGACGAAUGCGUAAGGAGAUUGCGAUGCUAGAGAGAGACCCGCCCUUUGGUGUCAGUGCGUGGCCGAAAGAUGACAAGAUCGACCUCCUCGAAGCUCAAAUUUUGGGUCCGGAUGGGUCUCCGUAUGAGAAGGGCGUGUUCCAAUUGGAGAUUGAAAUUCCGGAACGAUAUCCCUUUGAACCGCCCAAAGUGCGCUUUGUAACGCCAAUCUAUCACCCGAACAUUGACGACGCCGGUCGGAUCUGCCUUGACACGCUCAAAAUGCAGCCAAAGGGUUCUUGGCUGCCAUCGGUCAACAUUAGUACGUUGCUGACGACUAUUCGAUUGCUAAUGGCGGAACCCAAUGCAGAUGAUGGACUGAUGCCGGACAUUGCUGAUAUAUUCAAACACAAUCGCGAGAUGUUUAACAAGAAAGCAACGGAGCUGACUGCGCAGCAUGCUCGAACCACGCAAGUCCGACAGUCGAAUCCCUUGAUCGAAGCAAAUGUAUCUGAAGGUGACAAUGUAGUAGAUGAUGAAGCUGACCUUGCUACUCAGGAUACGCAGGGAGCAGAAGCUCUGCAAACCAGAGAAUCGGUAUCCUCUGACGACUCAUUUAGCGACGGCAUUUCAUCUAGCGAAGAAGAGUCUGAUGACUCAGCAGCCGAUGGAAACAAUAUCGACGACGAGAAUGACUUCGAUCAGCCCGCGAAACGAAGACGUCACGAGUAG
Peronospora farinosa is the source of this 726-nucleotide messenger RNA. Lineage: Eukaryota; Oomycota; Peronosporomycetes; Peronosporales; Peronosporaceae. The record is from the annotation of a GenBank genome assembly.